UCAUCACAACCUCUCUUCACAAAAACUAUCGCCAGAUCUCCCCGAACUUUGACCAAAUUAGGGUUUUCCCAUAGACCAAAAAUAUAAUAAUGUCUGGGUUGAAGAGAGUUUUUAACGAGAUUAAGGGAAUGAAAGUGAAGGAAUUGCCGGAUUACGUGAAGCCAAUGCUCUCGGUGCAGUACGUGAAGUCGGCCUUUCAACGAGGUUUGGACAACUACCACGCCAAGUACAUUGAGACGAGCUCCAUCGAUCCUCUCUACCAUGUCUGUUUCGGUGGGAUGCUCUUGUCGUACCUUAUCGCUCUCCCGGAGGAGCGCCGCCAUCUUGAGCACCAGCAGCACGCCAAGGAGCACGGUCACUGAAACGCUAG
Molecule: messenger RNA, 370 nt
Organism: Mangifera indica (mango)
Lineage: Eukaryota; Viridiplantae; Streptophyta; Magnoliopsida; Sapindales; Anacardiaceae
Exons: 1
Coding region: 90-362 (90 amino acids)
Source: RefSeq, a predicted model, not a curated record